Messenger RNA from Linum tenue, 1653 nucleotides. The record is from the annotation of a GenBank genome assembly. Lineage: Eukaryota; Viridiplantae; Streptophyta; Magnoliopsida; Malpighiales; Linaceae.
AUGAACGGAAGCAAGGAAAUAGGGAAGGAGAGACGCCGUGACAGGUUAAGCGAUCUUCCGGCGCCCGUUAUUCAUCACAUCCUUUCAUUUCUCGACACCAAAUUGGCCGUUCAGACCUCAGUGCUGUCCCGAUUGUGGAGAUUCGCCUGGAAGCAUGUCCCCGUUCUGAACUUCCAUCAAGGCUCCUUCCAACUUUACUCGAGUUUCCACAGGUAUGUGGACAAGGUUUUGUGCCUUCGUCAUCCCCUGAGUCUCCAUAAGGUCAGAUUCGUCGAUUAUGAGCUUAGGGAUGGAAGAAGCGAUCUUCUGGUGAUUAGGGUCAUCCGAUAUGCCUUAUCCCAUGAUACUCAGCAUUUAGCGAUUGCCACUGAAAGUGAUCUGACUACCCUGGACAUCUACAAUUCCUCCGAUUUGUUUGGCUGGAUCUCGAGCUGCAAUCUCAAAACCCUGAAAUUAAGAGGAUUCUACCUGGAUAUUGGGUUCAGAUCUCCUCGUUUCCGGAUGCUGACUACUUUGAAACUGGUGACUUGUCUUGUUGCCUGUGGUGAUGAGGAGGUGGUCUUGGAACCUUUCUCUAAUUUUCCUUGUCUGAAGCAUUUGGUCGUGGCUGAUUGUCUCUGUUGUGAUGAUAGUGAUACUAAUACUCAAAGACGUAUAAAGAUACACGGACUCGAAUUGCUUAGCUUGAAACUGGAAUGUGCUGUGUUUGACAAAAUUGACAUAUAUGCACCAAAGCUGGAAUUCUUCAGUUUUUUGGAUUACGUGGGACACAUAAGGUUGUCCGAUUUAAGCCUACCGUCCCUUGAUUAUGCUGAUAUUGGGUUCCACAAGGUCAAGCAGGGUUUUGUUCAUGGAGAGAAAAAGGAACUCAUAAUGCUUGGGCUGAUCUCCAUGUUCCAAUGUUUGCAGAAUGCAAAAUCUUUGAAGCUGAAUGGGGGUACCCUUCAGGAGAAGGAUGACAUUGCUCUGUUCUCUACCUUCCCGUGUCUUCAAAAUGUGGCUGUGAAACAAGGCACUAAUAUGCCUACUGAUGAUAUGCGUGAAAGGCGUUUCAAGAGCAGCGAUGCUCUAGCAGCGGCCGAAACGAUACUGCGCCCGCUGAGCGAGUUGUUCAUGGACGAUCGAGAUCAGCAGUCGUCGUACUCUUCUUCCUCGUCGGAAGCAGACAAAUUGGAAGGCGCGCCAGAAGGGAGCUACUGCGUCUGGACGCCAAAAAUUAUUUCCCCGUCGUCGGUUACCGGAGCGUCGCCUUCUCCCGGUAGAUGCGAGAAGAGCAAUUACACCGGAUCUUCGGCCCCGACGACGAAGCGGCGGUGGAGGCUACGAGAUUUGCUGCGUAGAUCGAGCAGCGACGGGAAGGUGUGCUACUUGAUGGUCCAGCCAAACACUGCUGGCGCCAGCAGUAGCGGCAGUAAUAAUAGCAACAGCAGCAAUAAUGAAAUUAAUUUGGGGAAAAGGGGUGAGGAGAAAUCGGCAGCCGAUCGGACGGCGAAACCGUCGCCGACAAGAGCUGCGAAAACGGCGGCGUCGGCACACGAGGUGUUUUAUACGAAGAGCAGAGCGUUGAAAGAUGGGGAUCGGCGGCGGUCGUAUCUGCCCUACCGUCAGGAGCUUCUCGUCGGAUUCUUCUCUAAUGUGAACGGUUUACGUUGA